Molecule: messenger RNA, 1893 nt
Organism: Paramecium tetraurelia
Lineage: Eukaryota; Ciliophora; Oligohymenophorea; Peniculida; Parameciidae
Exons: 2
Source: RefSeq, a predicted model, not a curated record
AUGCAAUAAAAUGAAAAUGAUGAUCCUUUAUAAAAUUAAAAUAAUCAGCAAACCGUUUUGCAAUAGGAACAAUAAGAAUAACAAGAUGAGAAUGGUAAGAAGACUCAAGCAGCCCAGGAGUAAUCAAAUGGAGAUGAAAAUUAAAAUGAAUAAUUUAAUAAUGCCUCUGAAAAUACAAAUAACCAGUAGUAAGAGUUGAAUAAGGAGAAAACUACAAUAGACACUGAUUAACAAGGUGAAACAUUAGAUGCUCUAAAUGAGAAGGAAUAAUAGUAGGAAAAAUAGGUGUAGUCAGAAUCAUAAUAGGAAAACAAGGGAAAUCAGCAAAAUUCCAUUAAUGAUCAAACAAUUGAAAAUAGCUAGGAUGCUCAACUAUCCAAUAAUAAGGAAGUUAAAUAGGAAAAAGAAAUUAUUUAAUCGAAUAGGGCGAAUUAACAAGAGUAAGGAUAAUUUAAAGAAUAAAAAUAAUAAAAGGAAGACAAUAUUGAAAAUUAGGGCUAAAGAAACAAUCAAAAAAAGAAAACAACGAAAAGAAGAACAACAAAAGUGGAAGUACAAGAAAAUUAAUAAUCGAAUAAUCCAUCUUAAUCAAACAAUGACGCCAACUAAGAGAAUUAGGAGACUGACCAAAACAAUUAAGAGAAGGCAGAAUUAGAAGCAAAAUAGAAAUAAAUAGAGGAAUAAUAGAAAUAAGAAGAAUUGCUGAAAAAACAAGAAUAAGAAUAAUAAGAAAAGUUACACAAAUAACAAUUAAGGGACAAAUUCUUUAAGAGUAUGAUUUUUCCUUUAAGAACCUAAAAUAAAAAAGGUAAACAAUUUAAUUUAACCUUUGAAAUUGAAAGUGAGAAAUUGCAAGUAAAAAUGAGAGGGUGUAAGAGUGCACAAAGAUAUUAAAAAGAAAAGAAGCCAAGAACAAAAAGCGCUAUUAAUAAGGAGUUAUUUGAUUUCUUCAAUACUAUGAAUCCUAAAAAACAUAUUGAGGCGAUGACUCCAAAUACACUGCAAAAAAGAAAGAAAUAAUAAGAGUUAGAUUAAAUGAGGAAGGAUUGUGAAAGACUUGAAGAAUAACACAAUUAACAAUAAAUAACAUAACCUUUACCAUAAAAGGAACAGAGAUCUUCAAUUCACUAUAAAUAAAGAACAUCUUCACCAAAAAAGAAAUUAGAAGUCUAUGUAAGAAAAAGAAAGAAGGUUAAGAGAGAGGAUGUUAAUAGAUAAAAACAAGGAUUCUUAAUUGAAAGCCUUAGAUUUCAUUAGAAAAAUGUAAUAGAAUAGAAAUUGGCAGCGGAGUUAAAAAGAUAAGAAAAAUUGGAAAAAUUAAGUGUUAAAAUUUCAAGUUAAUUAGAACAUCUGAGACUGGGGAAUCAAAGAUAUAAAGAAGAAUAAUAGAAAUAAAAGAGAAAACAAGCACUUGAAUAGAUUGCUAAGUAAGAAUAAAAAAGAUAUGAGAUGAUGUUGGAAUAAUAGAAAAAUGAAAGAUUCGUGAGAGAAUUGAAAGAAAAAGCUGGAGUGAGCAGUUAUUAUAGUGCUAAGAAAUUAGCAUUAGGUUCUCCAACCUCUCUAGUAAAAGAAUUGGAAAAUGGAUAAAUCAAAAUUGAACAAAAUAUUGAUACAAAUCGAAAGUUGAAUGAGAAUCAAUUUCUACUUAAAGAUGAAUAGAAAAAAGGGAUUAAAGACAAUAAAUCGAAAUAAUAAGAUUACAAUAAGUAAGUAAGUUUAUUAAAUUUUCCUAAAAUAAACGACAAGAAACACUUUGAACUGGUUAAUCAAUAUAUUUCUGCUGAAAACAAAGAAGCUUUGCCAGAGAUCAAACCAAAACGAAAGAAAGCCUGGUAAAUAGAAUAAGAAUUGAAAUAAAGAAGAUAUAAAAAUAGUGAUUAAUUCAAGGAAUGA